AUGAAUCACGGUAAGCAAUCUAUUCAAACAUUUAAUUUGGUUGAAGUCCAGCCUAUGACCGGCAUGGAAGAUAAACAAGAAGAUAUGGAUGUGCAACAAAAGGACGAUUCAUAUCCUCCUGGUCAUGGUAUUCUGAAAAAUAUUGGACCAAUUUCGGCAACCAAUACUCACCCAACAAUAGCAAAAGAGAAAUAUUUAUCAUUUGAAAAUAUUGAAAAUUUUGCUUCGACUGACAAUGUUAUGAAUUCAUAUCGUGAUGGAACAGCUUCAGUUAGUAGAGGUCUGCAAACAGAUAUUAGAAGUAAUUCGGUAAUUGAUUGGGUUUUAAAAGCGCAACAACCAUCGUCGACUAGUGGUGAAAGUGUUUUCCGGUCAGAACCGCCUGAUGAUUUAUCGUCGGAAAAAGAUCGUGUACGAGUUAUUGUUAGAGUUCGUCCAAUGAAUACACGUGAGGUAGAUAAAGGUGAUCGGCCUAUAUUAACAUGCGAUACAGAAACUUCAAUUCUGGAUUCACGAUCACAUUUUCGGAGUUAA
Molecule: messenger RNA, 534 nt
Organism: Didymodactylos carnosus
Lineage: Eukaryota; Metazoa; Rotifera; Eurotatoria; Philodinida; Philodinidae
Source: the annotation of a GenBank genome assembly